AUGACUAGUUCGACAGAACCAGAACAACAUCUGUCAUAUCCAAAAGAAAAGAAGACCCGCCGCAGACUCCGCCUCAGCUGCGUUGAGUGUACAAAACGUCGUCAGCGUUGCGACAGAAAUUACCCUUGUGGUCUCUGCACGCAACGAGGCGUGUCGCACCUCUGUCGGUGGGAGACGGUCCCGGUGGCUCGCCCCGCUCCUGCACGUCCACCCGAUCACGCCGGGGUUAGGUCUGUGUUAGACAGCGAUGCAAAAAUUAGAGAGCUUUCCGAGCGGAUCGCUAUGCUUGAGCGCUCUCUUGAAUAUCAAAAGGCCAACGGCGCCGACCAGAGUGAUCCAUCGUUAUUCCGGCCUUCGCCUUCUCAUGGUGGUACCUCGAGUGGACAUUCUCCGCUUUAUCCGAACGACGUUUCUCCUGGUCCACAACGCUGUCCUUCUGCCCCUGGCGACUCUUCACCCUACUCGUCUCCAGAGCCAUCGGCGUCCCACGACGAUGGCGAGGACCAACCUGCUUUGGUUUUGAGCCAAGGGACCUUUGAACCUGCCUGUAAACUCAUGCAGCUCACCGCCGGCCUUCGAGGGGAAUAUCUUGGCAAUAGAGGUGCAUGGGAUCUUUUGCAUUCGAUCCUGAGCGAGGGGCCGACAACGACAAAAAUCCCACAGUUCUCCUUGACUGACAUCAGUUCUCUUCCUGAUUCAGAGAUCCCCGUAUACCCUCAAUCCAUCUCCAUUGAUCAAUUGGCCGAAAGAAUACCUGUCGCCGCAGUACUCCCGGUCAUUCUAAAUUCAUUUUUUACCGAAGUAAACUGGAACUUUGGAUUACCAGAGCACUGGCUCUACACUGCUGUCGUGAGGAUGUGGAACACGCUCCGAUACCCUGAUAUACCGGGGUCGAUAAUCAAUGCUUGCUGGCUCUCACUCCUUUUCGCCAUUCUCGCAUGUACGCCACGUUUGGAUGAGCAGCUGAAGAAUGCGGGAUUAGAGAGCCCGUCUCAGUACUUCUCUUAUGCCAAAGCGGCUCUCUCCAUUGCAGAGGAAUCCUUCCACGGCAAAACACGUAUGUCUUCAGCCACGAACGGCGUGGUCCUCGCGUGUCUUGCCGUACCCCUACUCUGCGCUUACCAAGCCAAGGAGGGACGACUCGGGGAGUCCUGGAAGCUUGUGGGAACAUGGAUCAGGAUAGCCCAAGCGCUCGAGAUCCAUUGUGAUCCAGGCAGGCUUGGAUGGCAUGGAUUAUCUGAAGAGGAGAAAUGUCUUCGGAAACUGGCAUGGUGUAAUUUGAUAACUUGGGACAAGUUGUACUCGAUUAUUCUUGGACGUCCGCAGAUGGUUGGUACGGAAGUACCGACGUUCAUUUCGACUAUGUUCAGCCACUCAGAUGGGGCAACGAACUUCUUUAGCAUUUAUCAGUCCGCUUUGAUCAAGCUUGCAAAUGUUGCCGGCGAAGUCAACGUUAAAUGCAUUGCGAUGGAACAGCCAUACUCCAGAACAAUCCGCGACCUGGACGAAAGCCUGUAUCGAUGGAAAUCCCAACUGCCUUACGAAUACCGAAUCAGGACCGGUGAACAUCUGGACUUCAGUGUUUCUUCUCUUAGCACUUCGACCCUCAACUUUCGCCAGUGGUACACCCUUUCGAUAUGGUUCUUGUACGCAAGGAUGAAGCUUCAAUUUGGGUAUCUCACCGGGGCGAAGGAGUCAUACCCAUCUUACGUGUCUCGCAGACAGUGUCAAGCUGUGUGCGUAGGCGCUUGCGUCGACAUUUUACGCCUUCAAUGUGAAGCAUAUGAGUUGCUUUACCGAACACAUGUCAACGACCAAAAUGUGGCUGCUCACUUCUCAUGGGACUUCAUUGGUUUGGUAGCUCUGUUUGAGGCUGUCGUUGGUCUGAUAUCGUUGUUGACAAAACAGCACAUCCUCGGGUCCCCGGAUGACAUAGAAUCCGUUGUCAGUCGGUCCAUUCAACUCUUUACUUCCUUGGCUCAUUCCUCCGAGGGUACCUGUGGCCCUCUCGCCCAGGCUAUUGCGACUGUUCUAAGUACCAUCUCACACGAGAUUUCCUGUGUCGGGAAUCAAGGAGUCGAAUCCACCCCCUUGUCAACGACGCCCUCCCCUCCUGGGUGCACUCGUCGGUUAACCAACCUCCCUGAGCCUUUGUUGGUUUUCGGUGGAGAACAUGAAAGGUGGAUGUCAGAGACGCCCGACGUCAAGUAUAACUGGUAUCCGGAUUUGAAUACGAUCGCCCCGCCCACCGUCGACAUGUAUGCCCAAUCCCAUGCGAGAGAAAGCCACGAAUCGACCAAUUUAUUCCGUAUGAAUCGGUCCUAA
Molecule: messenger RNA, 2325 nt
Organism: Marasmius oreades (fairy-ring Marasmius)
Lineage: Eukaryota; Fungi; Basidiomycota; Agaricomycetes; Agaricales; Marasmiaceae
Exons: 5
Coding region: 1-2325 (774 amino acids)
Biological process (GO): DNA-templated transcription; regulation of DNA-templated transcription
Molecular function (GO): DNA binding; DNA-binding transcription factor activity, RNA polymerase II-specific; zinc ion binding
Source: RefSeq, a predicted model, not a curated record